UAACAUCUUCUCAUUUCCUUCCCAUUCAGUUCCCUUGUCUCUCAAUUUCUCCAAUCUCUCGCCAAAUUCAUUAAUUCAUAAUAAUCUUCCCACCUCUUAUCUUUUUAAUUUUUGGGAAAAAAUAUUUUUAUUUUUAUUUUUUUUCCCUCUGAUUUUUUUUUUUCACCUUUGUACCUUUUCUGGAUUUGUACCUUUUACUGUCCAUCAAUUAUGGGAUAAAAUACAAUUUUGUAUUAAUUGUUUUUUUUAAAAUACUUCCCUAUUAAGAGGGGAUAUUUCUAUUUUAUGGUAUAUUUUGUGCAGUCGUGGCAUGCACCUAUAAAACCGGUAUGAAUACCAAAACUAUGCGUCUCCCUCCUCGGCGCGUUUUGACGCCAACCAAGCGGAAAGAGAGAGAUAACUACAAACUGCCAACUACAAAAUUGCUCAAGCCGACUCCCGCCCAAGCCGAAUCUUUUAAAGCUCCCGAGCCUGAUCCGUCCUCUAAUCAGCUACUAGCCGGGUACUUGGCUUACGAGUACCUUACCAAGGGUACGCUCUUCGGUCAGCCUCUUGAUGCAGCCGGAGUACAAGAGGAUCCGGGUUCGGGUCAAGUAUCAGCCGCGGAGCCAAGGAAGAUUAAACCGGAAAAGAAAGAUGAAGCCGAGCCGCAGAAGGAGGAAUAUUAUAACCGAUACGUGGAAGUAGCAAAUUUGCUAAAGACAGGUGGGGCCCGCAUCCCAGGCGUUGUCAACCCUACGCAGCUAGCGCGCUUCUUACACAUGUGAUGUAUUACGAGCAUUUUCUUCUUUUUUGUUUUUUUAAAGCCUGGAGGACGUGGAGAAAUCUCAUUGGUCAUCGUUUCUCCUCUAAAGUUGUGGACUUUUAUCUGAUUUUCCCGUGCAGAAGAAACGACGACGUUGGAGAGGCUGGUGGCAGUAGUGAAAAUAGGGGGACGGAGGUUAAGGAGAGUUAAUCCAAGAGAUUUGAGUGUUAAUCUUGGAAAGAAGACUCAAUCAUGCAUUCAUUUCAUGAAUCAAUGUUAACAUCUCAAUCAAUAUAUUUUCUUUUUUCUAAUGAA
Mangifera indica (mango) is the source of this 1060-nucleotide messenger RNA. RefSeq lists its product as uncharacterized. The record is from RefSeq and is a predicted model, not a curated record. Bases 330 to 767 code for a protein of 145 amino acids. The transcript has a single exon. NCBI's taxonomy places the organism in Eukaryota, Viridiplantae, Streptophyta, Magnoliopsida, Sapindales, Anacardiaceae.